AUGAACCGCACCGAGUUCUGCCUUGAGAUGUAUACAGCGACCCACAACGGCAGCCACUGGGCCGGAAAAUGGCAGGAUCUAAAGUGUAAGGAGUAUGCCCAUGUGGUUUGCGAAAAACCCAAGCCUUGCAGCGAGGAGCCCGGGCGAUCCUGGAGAGCGGGCGCCGGUACGGAAAAAUGCUACUUGGCCAAAUGGCCCGCUGAGGCGGAAACGCAGUACCAAACGGAUCUGACCUAUGCGGAAGCUGAUGAAUAUUGUAAGGACGCAAACGGGCUCGUGGCAACCAUUCAUUCCGAGGCUGAGACGAACGCCGUGCUUGCCUCGGUGAAUAAGCGCGUGGAAGAAAUAUGGCUCGCCGCAACGAGGGGUACCUGCAAGACGGGACGUGCAUUGGAUGAUGGUGGAGAUUGUUAUACGGUAUAUACAAAGGGCCAUAUGGAUGGUAACUGGACUGGCAAAUGGCAGGACUUGAGCUGCAAGUGGGAAACACAUGCGGUUUGCGAAAAGACCAAAGGCAUGGAAGAGGAGUUCACCUGGGAUGAUGGCACGCCAGUUGACUACACGAAUUGGAUGGACCUUGAGCCCAACAACUACGACAAGGAUGCUCAAAAUGUAAACCACGACCCGGUGCCCGGACAGGAGAAUUGCAUACAUUUGCGCCUGUCAAGACAAGAUGACACGGAGGCAAAGCCGCUAGUCGGGCAAUGGGAACAGCAUGUUUGUCAGCCCGACCGCUAUGCAUUAGCGCUAUGCAAGUGGACGAUCUCGCCGCCGAAGCAGGGACCGAAUAACGGAGUGACUGGUGCUACUUCGGGCCCGGUUGGACCAUCGAAAGGCACGAAUCCCGGACAGGUGACCGGCGCGACUUUGGACCCGCUUGCGCCAUCACAAGAUCCUAAUUCAGGACAGGCGGGCCAGGUGCCCGUACUUGAUCCAAACAUGGUCAAAAACAUUCUCUUGCUCUUUGCCGUCGGGUUUACCGUAUCUGCCGAGCUGAGUUGCGAAGAUGGGUGGACGUUGGGCCAGGGCACGGAGAAAUGCUACAAGAGCCUUCCGGACCUAAUGAAAUACGAUGCAUCGAAGGCUGCGUGCGAUGCACUUGGGGCCGGAUUACCCGUCAUUCAUUCGGAAGCGGAAAAUGCGGCUGUUUACGCAUUUACCCGUGACGGCGAACAUGUGCGACUCGGGGCGACACGGUUCGGCAGCGGGAAAUAUGACUUCAAAUGGAUCGAUGGGUCCGAGAUGGAUUACAAACGUUUCAACGAUGAGUACAUGGACAACACAUUGAAUCUGGAGAAUUGUUUUGACAUGUGGCCUGAGGACCGUUGGAACGACAACGAGUGCACCGUUCCGGAAAUAGUGGUUUGCCAGAAACCUGCAAGCAACGACGGUGGUACUGCGGACCCGAAUGCGCCAUCAAAAGACCCGAAUCAAGGACCGAACGGCGGUACCACUCCUGUGAAUGCCCCGUCGAAAGGGGGUGGUGGCGGCGGUAGCGUUGGGACCACUCCUCCACCGGCUGCACCUUCGAAAGAUCCCAGCAAA
Molecule: messenger RNA, 1545 nt
Organism: Mesorhabditis spiculigera
Lineage: Eukaryota; Metazoa; Nematoda; Chromadorea; Rhabditida; Rhabditidae
Source: the annotation of a GenBank genome assembly